AUGUCUCGAGGCGGCACCGCGCUCGGCCUCAAGACGCUCCAGUGGCUGAUCCGCUCCGUCCAGCUGCUCUGCUCCGUCAUCAUCCUCGGCAUCUACUCGUACCUGCUCGCCGCCCUCUCCAACCACAACCUGCCGACGCCCACCAAGGUCCGCGCCGUCGAGGGCAUCGUCGGCGUCGCCGCCGCCUACGCCCUGCUCGGCCUGCUGCUGCUCUGCUGCCUCGCCGGCCGCACCCUCACCUCCUUCGCCGCCAUGUGCCUCGACUUUGCCUUCCUCUGCGCCUACAUCUUCGUCGCCGUUGCUAACAAGGACGGCGCCGGCAGCUGCACCGGCGAGGUCACCACCGUCUUCGGCAAGGGCAAGGCCGGCGACACGCUCGACGCCGGCGGCGGCUUCACCAAGAUCCCGAGCUACCGGAGCGCGUGCAAGCUCGAGACGGCCUGCCUGGCCAUUGCCAUCAUUGCCAUCUUCUUCUACAUCUUCUCCAUCUUUAUCGAGCUCGCCCUCGGCCGUAACCACCAGCGCGAGAAGCGCCUCGCCAACUCGCCACCCCCGCCGAUGCAGAUGCCGUACGCCCAGGGGCCCUACGACAACUACCAGCCCGGCCCUGACCAGCCCGAGUCUCCUCGUCGCCGCGGCUUCCUCGGCCGCAUCUUCGGCCGCGACCGCGGACAGCAGCCCCUUCCCCAGCACGACCCCAACAACCUGCCCCAGCACGCCCAGCCCAUCGACGUCGCCGCCGCCGCCAACCGCGACUCGCAGGCCACCGCCAUCGGUCACGAGCACGACCACAACAAGUACGAGACCGGCUACGACGGCGCGGAGGGCGCCGCUGCACAAAACAGCCCCAUGGCCACCGGCCACACCGCGCCGACGACGUACACGUACACCAGUGCCGGCGACCCGUACGCGCAUGCCGGCGAUCCAUACGCGCAUGCCGGCGAGUCAUACGCGCAUGCCGGUGAUCGCUUCGGCCACGCGGGUGACGACUACCUCCAGUACCGCCCCGCUGCUGGCAGCGCCGAAGCACACAGUCCUACACCGGCACCGGCGGCGGCGACGGCACUGCCGUAUCCCGCGGACGACCCGUACGAGCCGCGCCGCGCGGAGCGGCCGAGUCACCAGAUGUCGGCCCCACGGUAUCCGGCCCCGAGCUACCGUUACGACGACGGCAUCUAUGACCGCCCGUAA
Molecule: messenger RNA, 1191 nt
Organism: Cordyceps fumosorosea ARSEF 2679
Lineage: Eukaryota; Fungi; Ascomycota; Sordariomycetes; Hypocreales; Cordycipitaceae
Exons: 2
Coding region: 1-1191 (396 amino acids)
Source: RefSeq, a predicted model, not a curated record